Branchiostoma floridae (Florida lancelet) is the source of this 4101-nucleotide messenger RNA. RefSeq names its product transmembrane 9 superfamily member 4-like. NCBI's taxonomy places the organism in Eukaryota, Metazoa, Chordata, Leptocardii, Amphioxiformes, Branchiostomatidae. The transcript is spliced from 17 exons. The coding region runs from base 149 to 2038 and encodes 629 amino acids. The record is from RefSeq and is a predicted model, not a curated record. Gene Ontology annotation, biological process: protein localization to membrane. Gene Ontology annotation, cellular component: membrane.
UGAAUAAAUGGAUACUAAUAAAUCUACUGAUUACUGAAAAUGUGAUAAAACUUCCACUUUGACCUUAUUUCUGUCUGUUUUGCCAUUUUUAGGACUGUCCGUUUUAUUAGGCUCUGAUGACGUCAUCGCAUCCACGUUGGAGUCCAACAUGGCGGAAGAGACAACUACAGCUAUGCUGGCAGUCCUACUUUGCCUGUGUGUCCCACCAGCCUUUGGGUUCUAUGUGCCUGGUGUUGCACCGGUGGAGUUUACAGCUGGGAUGCCAGUAGAUGUCAAGGCUGUAAAGAUGACCAGUACAAAGACCCAGCUCCCAUACGAGUACUACUCAGUGCCAUUCUGUCAGCCAGACAAGGUCAAGUACAAGGCUGAGAACCUUGGAGAAGUUCUGAGAGGGGACAGGAUUGUCAACACACCAUACCUGGUGAACAUGAAGGAAGACAAGGCAUGUGAGGUGCUGUGUGUGAAGCCAGAUAAGGCAUUGAAGUGGACCAAGGCAGAGUCAGACCUGGUAGCAGAAAAGAUCCGUCAGGACUACAGCAUUCACUUUAUUGCAGACAACCUCCCCUCUGCUACAAGGUUUGAGAUGCUGGACACAGGACAAGUCAUGUAUGAGCACGGCUACAGAAUCGGAUAUGUGGUGGACAAUGUGCCAUACAUCAACAACCACUUGAAGCUUGUGUUGCACUACCACACAGAAGAUGAGGAAACCUUCCGAGUAGUUGGCUUUGAAGUGGAGCCAAGGAGUAUAAAAUAUGGUGAGCUGACAGUGAAGGAUGGAAAGUGCAGCAUGCCAUCAGACCCUGAGAAGAAGCUUGCUGGUCAGGCUGUGAAGGAGAAGCAGGAAACAGAGGUCAUGUUCACAUAUACAGUGGAAUGGAAGAGAAGCCUUGUGCGCUGGGCAUCUCGCUGGGACACCUAUCUCACCAUGACAGAUGUACAGAUUCAUUGGUUCUCCAUCGUCAACUCUGUCGUGGUAGUCUUCUUCCUCGCUGGAAUCCUAACCAUGAUCAUGGUGAGAACUCUGAGGAGAGACAUUGCCAACUACAACAGGGAGGAGGAUGUGGAGGAGACACUAGAGGAGACAGGGUGGAAGCUGGUGCAUGGUGAUGUGUUUAGACCACCACGUUACACCAAGCUGCUCUCAUCACUGGUCGGGGCAGGAGUGCAAAUCUUCUUCAUGUCUGUCAUUACAAUAGCAUUUGCUAUGUUGGGUAUGUUGAACCCAUCCAUGAGAGGUUCCCUGAUGACAUCUAUGAUCUUCCUGUUUGUCUUCCAUGGGUUAAUUGCUGGGUACUUCUCUGGAAGACUGUAUAAGAGUAUGAAAGGUACCACAUGGAAAACGGCAGCAUUCCAGACUGCCACGAUAUACCCAGGCAUUGUGUUUGGCACCGCUUUCCUGCUGAACUUCUUCAUCUGGGGGGAGCACUCCUCCGGGGCCGUGCCCUUCACCACCAUGCUGGGCCUGCUGGCCAUGUGGUUUGGCAUCUCCCUACCACUGGUGUACCUGGGCUACUACUUUGGGUUCAGGAAACAGCCAUAUGAGGUCCCCGUGCGAACCAAUCAGAUCCCUCGUCAGGUUCCCGAGCAGGUCUGGUACAUGAACCCGCUAGUGAGCAUGCUCAUGGCAGGCAUCCUGCCCUUCGGUGCCGUCUUCAUCGAGCUGUUCUUCAUCCUGACUGCCAUCUGGGAGAACCAGUUCUACUAUCUGUUUGGCUUCCUGUUCCUGGUGUUCAGCAUCCUGGUGAUCUCCUGCUCCCAGAUCUCCAUCGUCAUGGUGUACUUCCAGUUGUGUGGGGAGGACUACCACUGGUGGUGGAGAUCCUAUAUAGUCUCAGGAGGGUCAGCCAUCUAUGUGUUCCUGUAUGCCAUAUUCUACUACAUGACUAAGCUGGAGAUAGAAGACUUCAUCCCAGGGCUGCUGUACUUUGGCUACACGUCCCUCAUGGUCUUCACCUUCUGGAUCCUGACAGGAACUAUUGGCUUCUAUGCUGCCUAUAUCUUUGUCAGAAAAAUCUACAGUGCCGUCAAGAUAGAUUAACGACCAUUAACAGCUUUGAGCAAUCAUGAGCAAUGUAGAGAGAGUCUAUCUGUAGGCCUCUUGUUAUUCUUCCUAUUGAUGGCUUUCCAAACUGGACGGAUGGAAAAGACAUAAUGUUGCUUUGGUGGUUUUGUAAGUGAAAGAAUAUUAAUUACUCUGGAGUCUGGAAGAAACUAAAAACUCCUGUUGUUCAUAUUUACACCUUCAUGUUUGGAAGGAUUUUACAUUACCACACGUGAUGUUGGGUGAAAGAAUGAAUGUUGACAUAAUCAGACAGCUAUGUGUGUAUAUACAUUGUCACGCAGUCCUGAUAAAAUCAUCAGGAGGCCAUUGCAAGCAUUGUUUGUAUGGAAAGCCAUCAAUAGCAAGUUAAGUUGAAUGUGAAAUUUUGGUUCAACUAUAACAAAUUCCAUAGAUCUCCCACAUUUAGAGACUUUUUUGUUGUUGUUGUAUAUUUCUAUGGUGGAACGGGAGAAGUAUAGUAGGCUGAAAAGGGUACAAGUCACUUAAGUUAGAUUUAGAUUGAUAUGAUGCUUAUUUGUUCUACUAUACAUGUACAUGUACUUGUAGUAAAAAUAAUGUGGCAUUCACAAUUAUCAUAAAAUACAUUUACACACGAAACUGAACUAAUUCCUCAAAGUACGGACUGGCUACUUUCACAUACAUGAUGUUGAUACUUAUCCUUUGCUACAUUGCAAGUUGUAUGUACUUUUGUUUAUGUCUGCAAGUAAGUUGACCUAUCUGCCAAUGCCACAUGUGACAGGAUAAGAGUUUAGUGUGCAUUGCCCAAGAUGUUUUAAGAUUCCUUUGAAAGUUGCAAUCAAUUCAGUUAUGUAAAGAGAGAACAUAUUAUCAAGCAGUGUGUGCUAGGCAUUUAAGUAUAACAUUUUGCUUUUUAUGAGUAUUGCAGUCAUGUAUGUAAAUUUAUUAUGUUUUUUGGGGGGUCAAAAAUAGUAUUGAGAUGUGCAUCAAACAUUAAGUUAGGUCAUGUUGAAAAGGGCUUUAUGAUCUCUUUUGUAAUCUACAACUCUUGAGUCAGCGUGAAUUCAGCUAUUGCCAGUAUGUGAGGCAAGUAAACUUGGCAUUGUAGCUACACAGCCAACUGUAAGAUAGUUACCAUAUGAUGCAUAUGUUAUCUGGCUUUGCUUACAUGGUACAUUGCAUUGUGCAGCAUCUUUUCUUAGGCCAUAUUGAUUUGAUUAUAUGGAUGCUGCAUUGCUGCUGGAUGCACAUUAGUUUUUGUCAGUUUUUGACCAUACAGCAUACUUUAAAUUGUACAAAUCAGCUGUAGAUAAGUACAUAUGUAUACCAUAAAUUGACAAAAGAUAUCGGAAUAUGGGUACUAAAGUCAUAGAAUGCCAAAGUCAAUUUCAAAAUCAAGGAAUUAGGUGUGAAAGAACAAAAAAUUGUAUUGUUCGGUUUACAGUGUUUAGUCAUUUAUCCACCUUCCUGAUCACUUAUAUUUCAUACUAGAGGCAACCUUCUUGGGGCCAAACUGUUUUAUUUGCUUGCUCGCAUCAGUUUUGGGGUUCCCAGAGGAUGUCAUCCAUAUUAUCAAAUCAACAUGGCCUUACCCAAAUUCAGGAAAAUUGAAUAGCCUGACUUGCCAUUUCAGUCUGCAAAAUUCAUGCUACAAAUGUAGCUGUUGAUCUGAAAAAUUCCAUUACUGAUAAGGUAGUAUGAUGUUUUAUUUUCUAGUGUUUGUUGAUUUCUACAGACUUGGAUGUUAUGUACUGUACGUUUUUUGGUAUCACUGGAUUUUUUUUUUUGCCCUAUAAGGCGGUGAAGGAUUUUUUUGGAGAGAAUUAUGUAAAUAGAGGUGUACUUUAAAUGGCUAUAUUUAUUGGAGUAUUUCUUGUUAUUUUACUAUGGGCAGAUGCACUUACGAAAUCUUGUCUUUAUCAAUGUUUCAUGCAUAUCUGGCAUGAUUGUGUAGAAACUAGUGUCAAUGGUUUACUUGGUGAUGACUACACUUCCUUAGUAGUAGCUUUGUCAAAAGUAUUGUACUGUGGCCAGUUCCAAACCUGUCAGAGAAAUUUCAAUAUAUUGACAAUUUGUAUAGU